Messenger RNA from Sclerotinia sclerotiorum 1980 UF-70, 12519 nucleotides. RefSeq lists its product as hypothetical. The transcript has 7 exons. Gene Ontology annotation, biological process: proteasome-mediated ubiquitin-dependent protein catabolic process; positive regulation of protein catabolic process; protein polyubiquitination. Gene Ontology annotation, molecular function: ubiquitin-protein transferase activity. Bases 1 to 12519 code for a protein of 4172 amino acids. NCBI's taxonomy places the organism in Eukaryota, Fungi, Ascomycota, Leotiomycetes, Helotiales, Sclerotiniaceae. The record is from RefSeq and is a predicted model, not a curated record.
AUGGUCAGAAUAACCAAGACGAUACAACCCAAGCACCUGGAAACCUUGUCUCCCUUCAUCAGCGAAUUCGUGAAAACCGCAUGCUCCAUAUCUCUACCCCUCCUUCCGCAACAUCUCUCACAAUUUCCCACAAGAUGGCCUUUCCCCCGUGGCGACCUUUAUCAUUGGAUCUCUCUCUUGAAUCGCUUUGAUGUGAUACUUGAAAGAUUUUGCACAACAUACAAGCUAUCAGAUGGCCCUCAAAAAGUAAACUUCGGUCGUGAUAUGUUGGAGUCUAAUGUAGGAGAAGCAGCGGACGAUGCGAAGACUCACAAUCUGUCCGAGUUGGGCUACGGAGAAGAUGGAGAUAGACAAUUGAUUGAAGCGAUCUUGAAAUUCUCAAAGAUGCUUUUGGAAAAUUGUGGCAAUCGCAGUAUUUACUCCAGCAGUCCGCAUCUAGGGAGUUUACUCAAUACGACGUCUUUGUCAUUACUUGAGAACACUCUUCUUGUCACAUCUCAAUUGGCUCAGAGAUAUAACUCUGCUAUGAAGCGUGUUGGAUCUGCUAGGAGUAGCAAGCAUCUUUUGGCAGAGCAUUACAAUAUCGAUCUUAACAGAGUUCUUCAGUUAGCACUGCCUUUUAGCAAGACUAUCACCACGCCGCCAGACUCGGCACAAUCCACCACGACACCUAAUCCCACAACUCCCGGGGCUAAAGGCAAGGAGAAGGACAAGGCUUAUUUCAACCUUCCAAUAAGCCACAAGAGUUCAACCACCAUUGUUUAUGCAAAUGAUCUCGUUUCAAUAUACAAAGGGGGAUCAGGGGUCAGCACAAAUACCAAAAGCCCUCGAAGAGGUUCUGAUAAUACUGCAUCACCUGUAUCGCAGACGAGCUGGGAUGAGUGGGGAGACGUCAGGAUGACCUAUUAUCCGAAAACCAAACCAGAAACCGAGUCAGCCAGCAAUGCAUCGAAACCAGCCGAUGUCAUUACUACCCCUGUCCCACCUGUUACUCCAACGCCGGUUCGCAGAUCAUCCAAUCUUGGCCCGAACGCCCACCGUCCGAAUCGUUCUUCUACAACCGAAGAGGCAUCUCCAACUUUGGCACGUACCCCAACAAUGCCUGCGGAUGACGCGCAACGACAGAAUGCCAAAACCAUAGAAAUAUCUUCGGCAAAGCUCCGAUCCACAGAUAUCUAUUCUUUAAUGGAUGAGUAUGGUUUGGAUCUUCCCCAGGAUCUGCAGUACGAGCUGUUUACGAAGAUUCGAAUUGCGAAAGCUCUCAUAUCUUCAUUAGAGACACGACAACAGGCUCUGGCGAUUAGAAUGCUUGCUGUCGCGAACAUGGCUAAUGUCUAUGCUGAACCCUUAUUCCUUGAAAACAUUAUGAAACAGGAUGGUGACGAGCCAAAGCGUUUACAAUUUAUCUAUCAAGUUGCUGAUUUGGUGCACCCGCCCGCAGAAGGUGAUAUCGCCGUCUCUAUAUACAUGCAGACGCUGGCAUUUUCAACCCUUGAAGCCAUCGCCGGAAUUUCAACAAAAUUUCAAGACGUCUGCAAGGCCUUGAAUACUACCAUCAACCAUGGGGUUAUGUUGUACGUUAUCCGUAAAGCUGUCGCAGAGAUGGCCGUAGAGGACCUUGGUGAUAAGUUGACAGACAAGGAUCAGUGGCGAAACGCUUUAUUCUCACUCAUGACUAGUCUCUGUCAGUAUCCCCGUACAGCAGAGGGCCUUGUCACAGCUGGUUUAAUACCCAUCAUGAUUGAAAUUCUCGGAUUACGCACUUCUAUUGCCCAGCGCUACCAACCAAAGACUUUGUCAUUUUUGGACAAUGUAGUAUAUAGUGCUCGUGAAGCCUUUCAGAUACUGGUCAAUGCAAAUGGUCUCGAUCGUGUCUCAGAUUUAAUCGUUCACGAGACGACCGCUGCUUCGACCAUGGCAGAAUCUGGUAAUGGGAUGCCAAUCGAACAUCGUUCGCCAUCCACUGACUAUGAGAUUCCUUUCUAUCAACAACAAGUCUUGAAAUGGCUGUUCAAAUUUAUUCACCAUAUGAUGUCUUCAGCAAAUAGUUACGGCGGCAACUUUGACCGCAUUUUGCGGAAUCUCAUUGACUCUUCACAACUCCUUGGUAGUUUACGCCAGAUUAUUGGAAACGCUCGCUGUUUUGGCUCCAUUGUUUGGACCAACGCCGUUGGUAUAUUGAACGGUUUCAUCAAUAACGAGCCCACGAGUUUUGCAAUCAUUGCAGAAGCUGGCUUGAGCAAAGGAUUUCUCGAGGCUGUCACUGGGAGACCAAUCCAGAUGCUACCACCUUCUGGAGCAAAAAAGAGGCGUGGUUCCGCACAUCUAGCAAUUGAAGGUCCAGACGGGGAUAUCUCGACAGCAUCAUCUGACGAAGAAUCUGAUGAUGAGCCAUUUUUUGAGGUAGAUACCACCCCACAUCCACCAACAUUGGCGAUGCUUCAAGCUCUCCGCGAAGGGCCACUUGCUCGUGGCAUCUUACCAACUCAAGAAACCAUUAAUAUUGUACCGCAAGCAUUUAGUGCGCUCUGCUUGAACAGCGCUGGUAUGAGGAUGUUUCGAGCCUCCCGUGCUCUGGAAUCGUUCUUUGAGAUAUUUGAGAGCCCCGAGCAUGUCAAAUGUAUGGAGUCAAGUGGUGAAUUGCCAUCUAGCCUAGGCGGUACUUUCGAUGAAUUGGCACGACAUCACCCACCUCUUAAGGGUGCAAUUAUCAACGCUAUCCUUGAUAUGGUCGUCCGAGUGGGUUAUCUAUGCAAGAUUAAGGCUGAGAAAGAUAGAGCAGGUGUUAAGUUGUGGGAACACGAUUCCACUGGCAAUGUCGUCCCUAUCGGUUCCUCCUCAAGCAGCCCUUCGGAUGUAAAGGGAAAAGGCAAGGCAGACGAUAAUGGUAGUGAUGUUGAAAUGCGCGAUGCUGAUGAAGCAGUACCCGCUCCAGUAGCACCCAAAGACUCCGACACUUCCAUGACGGCGUACAUAACCUCAGUCGCUUCUUUUCUUGCGACUGUUUUAAACAACUCUUCCGUCCGUACCGAGUUCUGUGCCAGAGGUGGCAUUGAGUAUGUGCUUGAUCUCGCCGAGUCUCAAAGUUUACCAGCCAACUUCGGAGAUGGCAUAUCUGGACGAAAUCUGCAAAAUGUUAUCGCUCUUCUCGCCGAGCAAAAACCAUAUCUCGUGAUCCCAUCACUUUUGAAGCGAGCUCAGGCUGCCGCAGAUGUUCUCCAACCAUUUGCCACACACAACUUCAGCACAUCUUUCUUUGCUCCGUUUGUAGACACACAAAGCCAUGAUCAAGCCGACAAGGAGAUAUUGGCACAAGGCACUGCUUUUGCGAAAGCUUUUGUCAAUGUCCAAUCCUUGGUAUCUAAUUUGACAGCUUCUAUACAAGGAUCUCCAUACAGUCACAGAAACACUCCGUCUGGCUUCAAUUCUAUGAAUUUCGCUGACCACUACAACCGCUUAAUUCAAACCCUAGGUCCCCUCUUAGGUGCAUCUAUCAAAGAGGAAAUUCUGUUGCAGACGUUUGUUCCCAAGAGCUGGCAACAAAUAUCCCCAGCACGAAUUAAGGACAGCGUAUUGAAGGAUGUGUUUCCAGGAGCUGUCAUCACUGAGCCAUCCCAUACUGCUGUUAACGCGCUAGCACCAGGUGUCGAACCCGACUCUCUAUCUUCAGCUGCUGGUGUAACAGGCGCUGUAGCAUUACAAGCAGACGCUGUAGAAGCCAAUCCUGUUCCAGAUAUAUCGGCCAAGCCAUCAAGUCAGUUGACUCAGAAUCCUACGGAACUUGAGACCCCUGGAGCUUUGAGGAACUCUGCUCAAUAUCGGAACUAUCAAACGUUCCGUUACCUCCUCGGCAAGACGACUCGGGUUAUUAGUCCCUUCUUCCAGAAUGUUGGCAAGAUACUGCUCAGCAAGCGUAACCCUGAUCCAUACUACAGACAAAACCAUACCACUAUCGCUGAAGCUUUGUCUGAAUCUAUUCUCAACCAAUUGGCUCGCCCCGGCGAUGACAACAGUACGGAAACUUAUUCAUAUUGGAUCGAGUUGUUACAUGUACUCAAGGAUAUGUUAAUUGAUUAUCGCCAAAUUCAAACCAUCAGUAUCGUCUUGCAAGCUUUCAAGGAACGUUCCGGCUUCACCACUUUGAAUCGCAUCCUUGAAGCUUUUACCUCCGAAAUCCGUGCGCCAAGUGGCCUGUCGCCCGAGCAGCAGGAGGAGAAGACACCCGAAAAGCCCGUGAAGCAUGGAUUGGCGGCUAUCGGCGCCAAACAGAUCAUUUCUAUGUACUCGAUCCUCGCCAAUUCCAAGCAUGUAAUUGAAGUUCCACAGACCUUAGCUAUGAUGCCUCGCAAUGAACGAGACCGAGACCGUACCCGGCUUGACUCUUUCACUCCUGGCCAGUUCAUGGUGGAGCUUCGCAUGGCAAUCUUACCUACUGUCCGAAGUUUGUGGGAGUCUGAUUUGAUUGAAAAGGCUCCGAGCCAGAUAUCAGAGGUUCUCAUUGAAGUAAUUCGUACUAUAGCCUCCACGGAAGGUGAAGGUGGAGCUAUCAGGAGAACUGAAAACCAACCUACCAGACAAACAAAACCUCCCCGAAAGGCUUUCAAAAUUAACUCUGAUAACGUCAACGCGCUUAAAGACCAAGGCUAUGAUGAGGAUUUAGCCAAGGAGGCUUUGUAUCGUUGCAACAAUCAUCUUGCUACGUCAACUGACUAUUGCAAGGAACAGAAGAGAGAAAGAAGUCGUGGGCGCUGCCCAAUUCCCGAGGAUGAUAUUGAGGUUGCUCCCGAGCCUAGUGGUAAUUCUAGACCUUCAAGUGGAUCUACCGGAUCAGCAAGCCCAAGUGAGCAACCCGCGGCUAUCAGUUCUGCACAUCCAGAUGUAACAGCGAUCAUUAAUUCCCUUCAAACAGUUGCUACAGUUCCGGCAUCAGGCCAAUUAGUUCCACCUGAAUCAGCCGAUGACCCAUUUACGCCCCAGGGGUUUAAUCGCAUGAUGAACCAACUCGCUCCUGGUUAUGAUAAUAGAAGCCAAGAUACAUCGAAUAGCGCCGGACCUAGCGCCCCUCGUGAAAGUCCUUCACUGAAGCCUACACAAUCCAUCAAGGCUGAGGAGCCCGCUGUCAAGCAGGUCACCGUUGACGACUUGAAUGAUGAGCGCAAGCUCAUUCGAGAAAAUUUGAUUGAUAAGUGCUUGGAUGUCAUCAAUGCUCAUGGCGAUGUCACAUUUGAGAUAUCCGAUUUGAUUACUACUGUGGUCAAUAAAUCUCCUGAUCAUUCUGGAUUGAGGAAGAUUGUCGCCGAAACACUUGUUGUCGCCCUUAUGUCUUUCGCUGGUGCAGAAGAUGUUCGCACUGAUGGAAAUAAGAUCGCGGCCUAUGCUCAUUUACUGGCGUUAAUGUUACGUGAAAAGCAGUUCUACGCCGCUGCAGUUGGAGAGCUCAAGGAAAAUCUCUCCACAUUGCUCACUUUUGUCAAGCUAUCUCCUUCACAUUCCGCCGAGGAACCAUCGCCAUGGAUUGCACAGAUCCUUCUCAUUGUUGAGAUGCUAUUGAGUGAAGAUGCUAAACCAAGAAAGGCUAAGUGGACACCACCAAAAGAUGAGAAUGAAAAGGCUGAGGCACCUGUCAUUGAGCAUGUAGAGCUUGCCGUAUCUGAAGAGGAAAGAUCUCAACUUUUAGAGUCAAUUCUAGACAUCCUUCCACGAAUUGGAAAAGAAGAAUCGCUCGCACUUGCUGUACUUCGAAUCCUUGUCAUAUUAACACGUACUCGCUCAAUUGCGCAAGCCAUGGGCGAGAAAAAAAAUAUACAGCGAUUGUUUGUAAUGGCGAAGCAGCUCGCUGGUGCUAGUUCGACUCGCAUUCAUAGCCCCCUUUUGCUAAUUCUCAGACAUAUUGUUGAGGAUGACGAAACCAUCAAACAAAUUAUGCGAUCGGAUAUCAAGGCCUUCUUUGAUCACAACGUUCGACCCCAGCGAUCCCCUAUUGAUCUUCAGCUCUAUUUAAGAGGGUUGCAACACGUCGCCAAUCGUGCCCCGGCACUCUUUGUUCAAGUAAGCAACGAAAUGGUAAAGUUUACGGGAUGGCCAUUAUCGCCUGACCCCACAAGUCGUGCACCCUCCUUAGUCCUCAAGGGUGACUCUCCAAGUGAAAACACUCCCUCUCUCAAGAAUGCUGAAGAUACUGUUCAGCCGACAGUGCAAGCCACGGAGGAUCUAAGUCUUCAAGAUCUCAAACCAUCUACUGAGGCUAUUGAUACUGAUAUGCCGGAUGUUGGAAAGACAGCUUCCUUAGAGCAUAAAACACCCGUAGUCGAGAACCCGGAUGGUGUUAUUCACUUCCUACUUUGUGAGCUCUUGAACUACAAAGAUGUGGAAGAUAAGGAUCGUCCAACCACCAGCAGUACCGAGAAGGCUACCUCCUCCAUUGGGGAUGUGUCAAUGAUCGGUGCACCGUCCGUGCCUGAUUCACCUGCACUCAAAGACAGCCAGUCUAUCCAGGAACCCACGAAACAGGAAUUCAAGGCCGACGAACAUCCUAUAUAUAUCUAUCGAUGCUUUCUACUGCAGUGUCUCACUGAACUGUUGUCCUCUUACAAUAGAACUAAAAUCGAGUUCAUCAAUUUUAAGCGUAGUGCUCCUCCUCAAGCAAUGACUCCGUCUAAACCCCGAUCCAGUGUGCUUCAUUAUCUCCUCGCCGACCUCUUGCCAAUUGGAACAUUGGAUUAUGCAGAAAAUACGGCCAUUCGCAAGAAGCUCACCACUUCGCACUGGGCCGACUCUGUCAUCACUGCUUUGUUGAACAAGACUGGAGAACAGAUCCUUGACAAGUCUCGAGAACAAAGCGAUGGAGAAGACGAACCUGAUCUCUUGUUCGUUCGACGUUUUGUCCUAGAAAAUAUUCUCAAGGCCUACAAAGACGCAAGCGCUUCUACUGAAACCCUCGAGGUUAAAUAUGCUAGGAUGCUUUCACUUGCUGAUCUCAUGAUGCAUAUCAUGACUGGAAAGGAUAAUCUAGGAACUGCGGAUACAUCUGUUAGUAAGAGAUCGCAGAUGCAGCUUAAGCGCAUUAUGUUUGAAAAGGGAUACAUUGCAGCCUUGACUGCUUCGGUCGCAGAUAUAGAUCUCAACUUUCCCGGUGCAAAGCGAGCUGUCAAAUAUAUUUUGCGACCUCUCAAGCAGCUUACUCAUCAUGCCAUCUAUCUUAGCGAAAACUCACUUAUAUCCUCUCCUCCAGGACAAGCUGACGAAGACGAUAUUGAGUCUGCUACUUCAGUGUCAGAUCUAGAAGAUGAGCGAGAAGAGACCCCUGAUCUAUUCCGAAACUCGACUUUAGGCAUGUUCGAGCAAGGGGAUGAGAAUGAUACAUCAUCUGAUUCCGAAGAUGAUGAUGAGGAUAUGUACGAAGGCGAAUAUGACGACGGUAUGGAGUAUGAAGAAGAAAUGGAACCAGAUGACGAGGAGAACGUUAGUGAUGAAGAUGACGAUGAUGACGGCAUGGGUCCCAUCGAAGGUCUUUCUGGCGAUCAUGGUGUUGAUGUCGAAGUCAUCAUGGAGGAUGAAGAAGAUGAUGACGAAGACGAUGAUAGCGAAGAUGAAGAUGAUGAUGAUGACGAGCACGGUUCCGAGGAAAUGGAGGAUGAUGAUGCUCGUAUCGAAAUUCUUGACGAGGCCGGAAAUGUCCAAGAGCUCGCCGAAGACGAAGAUCUUGAUGAUUGGGAAAGCGAUAAUGACGAAGAAAUGGAGGAAGAUGAUGAAGAGGAAUAUGAGGAAGGUUAUGAGGGACCAGGAGAGGACAACGAACAGGCACAUGUUCACGCUCAUUCUAUGGGUGAUAUGGGUCCUAUUGGCAAUCUUGUCCGCGUCCUCGCCGGUGCUGGUGAUGAGGAAGAUGCCGUUGAAAUGCUUCAACGCCUGGAAGAAGAAGGUGUUGGUGACCCUGAAGAUGACGAAGAAGAACCUUUGGGUGAAUACAUGGAGGAAAUUGAAGAGGAAGAAGAUGAGGAUGAUGAAGAUGAUGUGGACGAAGAAAUGCUCUUUGAGCACGCAUAUCCAGGUCAGUCUAAUAUCAGACCAAGCUCUACGGUCCGACUAAUAGAUCAAGCGGACGGCCCCGGUCCUAUCUUUGGUUGGGAGGGAGAUGUUGAGCCUCCAAUGGUCAUCAGCAACCGUGGACAUCAAGGCCGACAUCGUCAUGCAUUCCCCAGUCCCUUUCCAUUCCUUCCCGGAGGUUCGCGCGACCCACUUGGUGUUCCAGAUUUCCGUUAUAGAGCACACAGAUCCGGCGCUCCACCUCCAUAUUCCACGGACGACGGCACGAAUCCUUUACUUCAACGCAAUGGCCCAAGUGGUUCAAACCGACCUGGCCAUCGAGGACCUCAAAUAGGCAGCUGGAUCCAAGCACCGGGACCAGGCGCCUUGAUAGACAUGAGUAGUGUUCUUGGUGGACGUGCCUUUGGUGAUAGCCCUGAACAAAUCCUUGAUAUGAUCAGAUCCUUACGUAUCCCAGGAUCGAUGGUUCGUAAUGGACAAGCUUUACAGUUUCACAUUACCGCUGGUCCUGGUCAGUUGCCUAGGGAACUUGAAGCGAUGUUUGGCACUCGUCGUCCUCGUACUGAUAACCAUCGUGAUACGAGCGAGCCUGGAAGCGCUACAUCUUUCACCACUCAGUGUACAGCUGCGCGAUGGUCAGAAGAGUCGAAGUUACUCUUUGGACCGAGUAAUGUUGAGGUCGCCCAAGAGCUCAAAAACGAAAUAAUGGCAGGACUUGUACCUCCUGCUAUUGAAGCUGACAAAGCUAUCAAAGCAGCUGAAAUGGAGCGAAUCCGCGCGCUGGAAGAAGAAAAGAAAAAGCGACUCGAAGCAGAAAAAUUGGCUAGGGAAGCCAAGGAGGCAGAGGAGAAGGCAGCUAGAGAGAAGAAAGAGGCCGAAGAGAAAGAAGCCGCCGAAAGAGCUGCAGCUGAGCUUGCGGCUACUCAAAGUGCCGAGGUUGAUGAACAAACCGGGGAGUCUAUCGAGGCUAAUAAUGCUAACGCAGCCGAUGCCAUGGAGGGUGUUCAGAGCGAAGCACCAGAAGCAGCUACGAAUGCGGAAACACAGGGAGCGGAAGCUCCAGCUGCUGAUCGUCCUAGAGUCAUGACUGUGAUUCGCGGCAAUCCAUUUGAUAUUACAGAUUUAGGCAUUGACGCAGAGUUUCUUGCGGAACUUCCAGAUGAAAUCCGUGAGGAGGUCAUCAUGGCUGCCGUUGCCGAACGACGUCAACAGGCUACUGCCACCGGCUCACAACCAACCGACAUUGACCAGGAAUUCCUUGAUGCCCUUCCAGAUGAUAUUCGAGAAGAAAUCAUGCAACAAGAGGCACAAGAACGCCGUCGUCGUGAACGUAACGAACGACGAGAAGCAGCCGCUGCUGCAGGCGGAGGUCCGCCAAAUGGGGACAUGGACCUUCCAAGCAUUCUUGCCACCUUUUCACCAGCUCUCAGGCAGGAAGUUUUGAUGGAUGGUGACGAAGAUUUUAUGGCAUCUUUACCUCCAGAUCUCGCUGCUCAAGCACGUCAACUACGCAGAGGUCAACCGGAUCAUCCUGGUCAUUCUGGAAGAGCACCUGUUGGUGUUAUUCGCCGCCCUGCUCCUGGCGAGGAAAUUCGAGGUGCUCCUCAGCAGCCAAGAGCUCGUCGGGCAAUUGUUCAGAUGUUGGACAAACAAGGUGUAGCAACACUCCUACGUUUGAUGUUCAUUUUCCAACACAGCAGUUUCCGAAGUACACUCAAUUCAGUCUUGCAGAAUGUCGCAUUGAACAAGCACAACCGCGCCGAGCUUAUCAGCACCCUUCUUCAUAUUCUUCAGGAUGGCAGUGCCGACAUGACCGCAAUUGAGCGAAGUUUCUCUUAUUUGUCAGUCAGAGCUAAGCAACCUAAAGAAAAGGAUCCGAAGACACCAACACAAACUCUUCGAAGAACACUCACUGGUCUCGGCUCCCUUGCGCAGACAAAUUCUGAGGCAUCGCCACUCAUGGUAGUCCAGCAAUGUUUGACAGCCUUGGUCUAUCUUGCUCAGACUAAUUUGCAUGUUGCCUCUUUCUUCCUAACCGAGCAUGAGCCAUCUGGCGGACUUAAGCGUAGUCUCAGUCGCAAAGGAAAGGGGAAGGACAGUAAGGCACCAAGAUAUGCACUUAACUCUUUGCUCAGUCUUCUAGAUCGCGACCUCAUCAUGGAGAGCGCAACUAUCAUGGAACAGCUUUCACUCUUACUUAAUAUUGUCACUAGUCCACUCAUUGCGCUAGAGCGAAAACAAAAGGAGGCCAUUGAAGAAGCAGAAAGAGCCAAAGCGGCUGCGCCUGCAAAUGAAACAGCGGAGGCCACUGGUUCUACCGACGUACCUAAUACUGAAAAUGUUACCACCGGUGAAAGCACGUCUACCGAACAGGCACAAGCGUCCCCAGAGACUGCCGCCCCUGCGGAAAAUCCGCAUGCUGGUUCGACUUCUACUCUAGCACUUUCAACGCUUGUCAUUCCAACAAACGCUGAUAGUGGUGAUGCCUCCGCCGUUCCAGAAACUGAUUCCUCUAAGCCCGCGGAUGCCUCUAAACAAGAACAGAAGAAAAUCCAUGUCUUUACCCCUCCAGUCGUUCCAGAACAUAAUCUCCGACUGGUAACAAACAUUUUCUGCUGUGAGUGCAACUCUAAGACCUUCCGGGAGACAAUAUCAACCAUCAAGAAUCUUUCCACAAUACCUGGGGCGAAAACUAUUUUCGGAAAAGAACUUAUUGCCAAGGCUCGGGCAUUGGGAGAAGUUAUCUUGGUAGACCUUCAAGACCUUCUUCCUCAGAUUCAAAAAGCUAGAACUGGUACGGAGAUCCAAGGUGUCGCAUUAGCAAAGUUUUCGCCACCGGCGUCCGAUCAGCACAAACUUCUACGUGUUCUCACUGCUCUAGAUCAUCUGUUCGAUCCCAAGCGUGAAAAGAAGGACGAUGCCGCCAGUGAAGAGGACUCCUCUGAGAUUGUUGAAAAGCAAGAUCUUUUGUCUAGCCUCUAUGAGAAUUCCACCUUUGGUCCAAUGUGGGAUAAGCUAAGUGCUUGUCUCAGUACAAUUAGGCAACAAGACCACAUGCUUAGUGUCGCCACUAUUCUUUUACCCCUGAUUGAAUCCCUCAUGGUCGUUUGCAAGAAUACCACCUUGAAGGACGCACCCCUCACUCGAGCUGCGAAGAACAAGGAAAUGGUUCUUGCCAGUCCCGUUCCAGAGUCGCGGAUGGAGAACUUGUUCUUCUCGUUUACCGAAGAGCAUCGAAAGAUUCUCAACGACCUCGUCCGACAUACACCUAAGCUCAUGUCUGGUACAUUCUCCCUCUUAGUAAAGAAUCCCAAGGUUCUUGAGUUCGAUAACAAGCGCAACUACUUCAGCCGCAGCAUCCACAGCCGCAGUCAAGGUUCUCGUGCAGUUCCUCCCCUACAGCUAUCUGUUCGCCGAGAGCAAGUAUUCCAUGACUCUUUCAAAUCUCUCUACUUCCAAACCCCAGAUCAGAUGAAAUAUGGCAAGCUAAGCAUUCGUUUCCAUGGGGAAGAGGGAGUUGAUGCAGGUGGAGUUACUCGUGAAUGGUUCCAAGUUCUCUCUAGGCAAAUGUUCGACCCUGGCUAUGCUCUUUUCAUUCCCGUAUCUUCUGACCGUACUACUUUCCACCCCAACCAGUUGAGUAGUAUCAAUGAAGAGCAUCUCAUGUUUUUCAAGUUUAUUGGUCGUAUCAUAGGAAAAGCACUUUAUGAAGGUCGUGUUCUCGACUGUCAUUUCAGCAGAGCAGUUUACAAGCGCAUCUUAGGCAAAGCUGUUUCAGUAAAAGACAUGGAAUCUUUGGAUCCAGACUAUUAUAAAUCUCUCAUAUGGAUGCUUGAGAACGAUAUCACGGAUAUCAUCACCGAAACCUUCUCCGUUGAUAAUGACAAGUUUGGCGUUGUUGAGACCAUUGACUUCAUUGAAAAUGGACGCAAUGUUGCUGUUACAGAGGAGAACAAGCACGAGUAUGUGAGAUUGAUGGUUGAAUGGAAACUUACAGGAUCUGUCAAGGCACAGCUUGAUGAGUUCUUGAAGGGCUUCCAUGAUAUUAUCCCGGCUGAACUGGUCUCGAUUUUUAAUGAGCAGGAAUUGGAAUUGCUAAUCUCUGGACUACCUGAAAUUGACGUUGAUGACUGGAAGAGCAACACCGAAUACCACAAUUACUCAGCAUCAUCUCCACAAAUCCAAUGGUUCUGGCGUGCUGUUCGCUCGUACGACAAAGAAGAACGAGCCAAGUUGUUGCAAUUCGUCACGGGAACCAGUAAGGUACCUCUCAAUGGCUUCAAAGAGCUCGAGGGUAUGAAUGGCUUUAGCAGAUUCAACAUUCACCGCGACUAUGGCAACAAAGAGCGACUACCAUCUUCUCACACUUGCUUCAACCAACUCGACCUUCCAGAAUAUGAAAGUUAUGAAACCCUGCGUGCUCAAGUCCUUACGGCCAUUACAGCAGGUAGUGAAUAUUUCGGCUUUGCAUAA